Molecule: messenger RNA, 3636 nt
Organism: Heterocephalus glaber (naked mole-rat)
Lineage: Eukaryota; Metazoa; Chordata; Mammalia; Rodentia; Bathyergidae
Gene: Znf384
Product: zinc finger protein 384
Biological process (GO): negative regulation of transcription by RNA polymerase II; positive regulation of transcription by RNA polymerase II
Cellular component (GO): chromatin; PcG protein complex; nucleus
Molecular function (GO): DNA-binding transcription repressor activity, RNA polymerase II-specific; RNA polymerase II cis-regulatory region sequence-specific DNA binding; DNA-binding transcription activator activity, RNA polymerase II-specific
Source: RefSeq, a predicted model, not a curated record
GGCCUAGGGGGCGGGUGCCUGUCUGGUGGGUGGCAGAGUUCAGCUCCCUGGAGGGGCUAGGAGGGACGUCCCGAGGAAGGGUCUUGGAGGACGGAGUGGGCGGUGACAUCAGGAGAAAGCUCCCCCGGGCUGUCUCAGGGGAUCGAAGGUUUGGGGGGGACAGCUGGGGUCCCCAGUAGGUAGACCACUGUCCUGGCUGAGGGAGGUAGUUGUUGGCACCGGGCCUCGGGUAGGCAGGGGGCGAAGUCCUCGCAGAAGUAGGGGAAAGCUAGAGGAAGUAGCUGGGCCUGAACUUGGCACUGUGCCUGACACAGGGCGAGUGCAUCCCACCCACCCCACCCCGCCUUUCAGCUUUGCCCUCUGAGGCCCCUUCUCUGGCAGAGACCCUCCUCCCCUCCAUCUCUAGUGUUCCCUGACCCAUGGUUACCUGUGGCCGGGAAGGGGAGACAGUCAGUGUCUUGAGCCUAGGAGUGGAAUCCCAGCGCUGAUGAUAGUUCAUCUUAGUUUCUAGGAAUUGCGUUUAUUUCCCUUUUAUCCACAUAGGGUGGCACGGAACUCCCAUUACUCUACCCUUCCAUCUUUGAAUUAUUGGUUGGGAGUCUGCUUUCCAGACUGACUGCUGACUGUCAAGGAAUUCCUGAGCUUUUUCCAGUUCUGUGGUGGCUGCACCCUUGCUGGCUCCUGUAACCCAGGCAAUUUGUUUACAGAAAGUUCAGGAGCCCUGGAAAGGAGAAGGAAUAAGACAACAGAAGAAAGAGAGAGAGAGGGUAGAAUGGAAGAAUCUCACUUCAAUUCUAACCCGUACUUCUGGCCUUCUAUCCCCACAGUCUCAGGACAGAUUGAGAACACAAUGUUCAUCAACAAGAUGAAGGAUCAGCUGUUGCCAGAGAAGGGCUGUGGGCUGGCUCCACCUCACUACCCCACCUUGCUAACAGUGCCUGCCUCAGUGUCUCUGCCCUCAGGCAUCAGCAUGGACACAGAGUCCAAAUCAGAGCAGCUCACCCCACACAGCCAGGCAUCCGUCACCCAGAAUAUCACGGUGGUCCCGGUGCCGUCCACGGGACUGAUGACUGCCGGUCCUGGUUUGGUAAUCACAUCCCCCUCAGGCUCUCUUGUGACCACAGCCUCAUCGGCUCAGAGCUUCCCCAUUUCGGCUCCCAUGAUUGUGUCAGCUCUUCCCCCUGGCUCACAAGCUCUGCAGGUGGUCCCCGAUCUCUCUAAGAAGGUGGCAUCCACCCUCACCGAGGAAGGAGGUGGAGGCGGAGGUGGCGGUGGAGGGGGCAGUGUGGCUCCUAAGCCCCCUCGGGGCCGCAAGAAGAAGCGGAUGCUGGAGUCAGGGCUGCCUGAGAUGAGCGACCCGUAUGUCCUCUCCCCUGAGGAUGACGAUGACCAUCAGAAGGACGGCAAGACCUAUAGGAGCGAAGGGAACUGCGGCACAGGAAAUGGACAGAGCCUUGGGCUCAUGGAUUCAGUUCCCGGCUCCACCACGAACUUGCUGUGUGACCCUGGGUGCCGGAUGUGCUCCCUGACAUUCUACUCGAAGUCGGAGAUGCAGAUCCACUCCAAGUCGCACACCGAGACCAAGCCCCACAAGUGCCCGCACUGCUCCAAGACCUUUGCCAACAGCUCCUACCUGGCCCAGCACAUCCGUAUCCACUCAGGGGCCAAGCCCUACAGUUGUAACUUCUGUGAGAAGUCCUUCCGCCAGCUCUCCCACCUUCAGCAGCACACCCGGAUCCAUUCCAAGAUGCACACGGAGACCAUCAAGCCCCACAAGUGCCCGCACUGCUCCAAGACCUUCGCCAACACCUCCUACCUGGCCCAGCACCUCCGUAUCCACUCAGGGGCCAAGCCCUACAACUGUUCCUACUGCCAGAAGGCCUUCCGCCAGCUCUCCCACCUCCAGCAGCACACACGAAUCCACACCGGCGAUAGACCAUAUAAAUGUGCACACCCAGGCUGUGAAAAAGCCUUCACACAGCUCUCCAAUCUGCAGUCCCACAGACGGCAGCACAACAAAGAUAAACCCUUCAAGUGCCACAACUGUCAUCGGGCGUACACAGACGCUGCCUCGCUAGAGGUGCACUUAUCCACACACACAGUGAAGCACGCCAAGGUGUACACCUGCACGAUCUGCAGCCGGGCAUACACGUCGGAAACGUACCUUAUGAAACACAUGCGCAAACACAACCCUCCUGAUCUCCAGCAACAAGUACAGGCGGCAGCGGCAGCGGCAGCAGUGGCCCAGGCCCAGGCCCAGGCCCAGGUCUCCCAGGCUUCGCAGCAGCAACAGCAGCCACAGCCACCACACUUCCAGUCCCCCGGGGCAGCCCCCCAGGGAGGGGGCGGUGGGGAUAGCAACCCCAACCCUCCGCCCCAGUGCUCCUUUGACCUGACCCCCUAUAAGACAGCGGAGCAUCACAAGGACAUCUGCCUCACUGUCACCACCAGCACCAUCCAGGUGGAACACCUGGCCAGCUCGUAGAGAUCCAUGCUGCUGCCCAUGGGACGAGGAGAAGGAAGUUCCGGUGCCUUCUUUCUCUGACCCCUCUUGGUGGGCAAAGUCCUCUUCUUCCUGGACAAGCCUCGGUUCCGUGUGCUUGGGUCUCAGGCACAGCGCUCCUUCACAGCAUACCAUUGUUACUGUCAACUCCUCAUCAGAAGGAACGUCACCUUCUGACUGGCAAAGGCACACCGAGCUGAUGGUGUCCAGCAGCCCACCCAGCAGAGCCUUUCAAAUCGGGGCUUGGUGCUCACGGGAAGGAGUCACUGUGACCUCACAGAAACUUGCCUGUACAGGGCACUUCACCUCUCCGUUCCUCCUCAUCCAGAGCUCAAGGUGACAAGACUAGAAGCUCCUCUCCAGACGACAGAAGGGAGCCCUCGCAAGCUACCUUCUGUCCCGUGCUUGCCUUCAAAAGAACAGCGGUUUCUCGAGUGCCCAGCCGAGAGCCAUCCUCUCCCUGUAGUCUCACUCCACUUCCUGCCCACUGCUGGCGGAAGGGGAUUUGGGUGGGGAUUAAGAGCUGUGAUUGGCUGGGGCAAGGGCUGAGACAUGGUCCCCAAGGGGCCAGAGUGUCUCCAGGUGGCUGGGCUGGCUUGGCGGUGUGGGUCCCUUCUCUGCCCACCCAGUCAGUCCCUGCCUCCACUCCCGGCCCAGCCCCAAGGAGCUGUGGAGGGUGUGUUCUCUGUGAGACCCCAGGACCAGGGUGUUGUGGACAAGGGAGAGUUCAGGGCAAACAGGAGGACGACGUAGCUCCCAAGGUGCCACGGUCAGAUGCCGGACAUGGAUUUAUAUAUAAAUAUAUAUAUAUAUAAAUAUAUAUAUAUACCCACUCAUCACGGCCAUCUUUGUUGUAACCAUUUCUGUGUUUAUAAAUGCAUUAUCUCUGAGAAUUUUCAUAUUUGAUGUCUUAAUCUUAUUUUUGUUUUUUUAAAAAUCACCUUGUCUUCUGGCCACAGCAUUUUUAUUUCCUUUUGCCUUUUUUUUUAAUCAUAGCAGAUUUCUGAGAAAACAAAGAAUCAGGAAACAAGUUGUUAUAUAGCAAUUCAAAAAUGAAAAAAAAAAGAAAAACUUAUGUACAAACCAAGGGGUGUUUUUAGAACAUUGUAUAGAAAUAAACUGAUGUAAAAGGG